GCUUGACUUUAUGUGCUGGUUGAAAAUCACCUAAAAUCACCAUUUAAUUCUUCCAAAUAUUUCUGUUAAAACUGUAUUGAAACCAACUGUGGGGAAUUUUUUUUGUUAUCACAGCAACUGGUCACCAUUUUUUGAAACUUGAAAACUAUCAAAGUAGACAUUGGUUUUGAAAAAAGUGGCUUGCAGUCCAACAGGGGAGAGAAAAUUGUAUGAUCUUUCGAUAUUGAUUGUUAAACACCAGAAAUUAUCAAGAUAUUUUAUUAGCAACCUCAAUUACGAUCGGGUCAAAGUUGAGGAAAGAUUUCUUUAAAAAGAGGAGCUGACUAUGCUUCGGACUCUCUCAACUUCAAAAACAACAACUAUGCUGACCAAUUUUUACUCCCAAGGAUCAUGGAACAGUACCAAAUAAUGAUGCAAUACUUGCAAUUUAAUAAUUUCAAAUAGAUAGGGAGAAAAUAACGAAAAUUUGGAAAUUGCUCGUUUUGCCCCACCCCUAUAGCUUUAUAUGUGCAUCGAGAUCCAAUCCCUAAGAAAGAACCAUUCCACGUUCUAUAGAUAAUUUAUAAAUUCGUAUGACAUCAACAUUUUGUACUGUUUUUCAAGUGUGUCCUCCCUUUCAUACAAUGUGAUUCACAAAAGUUUUGACUACAAUCAGUAUUUCAGCAAUGUUGCGCACUGUAAUAUAUAUUGUGGCUCUCAUUUGCCUAAAUUCUGUUAUUGCUGACACAGCGUCAUCCGAGAAAAUUGUCUGUUAUUAUGGAACAGGUCUUUCAAAUUACUCUACUCCUUUGCCACCUGGUCUGGACCCUACCUUAUGUACUCAUUUGAUCUUUAUUGGAUCCACUAUAAUUGAUGGACAGAUCAAACCCCCAAAACCAACUGAUCCACAGAUGUACUAUGAGAAAAUUCCUUUAAUGAAAAAACUUAACCCAGAGCUGAAAGUUUUAUUAUGCAAUGGAGGAAAUUUCAAUGGGGUCCUUGCCACAAGUCAGAAUCGAUCCAGAUUUGCCAACAGUUCACUGCCUAUUCUCAGGAAAUAUGGUUUUGAUGGGUUGGAUCUUGAUUUCGAAUUUCCUGCUUGGAAUGGUUUACCCAAGUCUCAGAAACAUUCCUUCAGUCUUUUAUUGACGGAACUCUAUGAAUUGUUUCAACAAGAAGCUGCCCUUACCAACAAACCACGUUUGAUGCUGACAGCAGCUGUUGUUUCCACAAAGGAGAUAAUUGAUGCCUCUUAUGAAGUCCCUAUUCUUGCUAAAGUCCUGGACUUCAUCAACCUGAUGUGUUAUGACUACCAUGCUUUUGCUUACUACGAUCCCUUCACUGGAUUUAACAGUCCACUCUACCCCGAAGAACAUGAUUCCAUCUAUGGCAACCGGUCCAUUGUUUUCUCUGCUAACUACUGGGUUCUGAAGGGGAUGCCAAAAUCUAAAGUUGUUGUUGGAAUUCCUGUGUAUGGCCACAGCUACAAGCUGGUGUUUAAGAGUCUCCAUGGUGUCCAUGCUCCCAGCUAUGGACGAGGUGACAAUGGUGGCUAUGUCACUUAUUCACAAGUGUGCAAAUACCUCCAGUCAAACUUCACCAGGGUGUUCAAUGAACGGUGUCAGGUACCUUACAUGUACAAGGACCACCUAUGGAUUAGUUAUGAAGAUGAAGAGAGCAUCAACAUAAAGGCAAACUGGAUCAAGAGCCAUGGUUAUCCUGGUAUUAUGGUGUACUCAAUGAACUAUGAUGAUUACUCGGGUGUUUGUGAUGGUGGCAAGACAAAGAAUCCACUCCUGAAGAUUAUUAACAAGUUCCGGCUGUAAGGCCCCCACAUCCCACAUCCCUGCCCUGCCUACUUUCAUUUCCUAACUUCUCUUGCCCCCCACCUGUUUUUAUUAUUCAUGUGUACCCUAAUAUUUUAAAUGCUAGCACUAACCCUUCAUUGUGCCUCUUUCCUCACCUCUCAACUUUACAGGCCUUAAAGUUUACAAAAUCCAACCACACCCCUACUCCUUUCAUCCUGUUUUACCUACCAAUUUUGAUUGCGGAUCUGCUCAUGGAGCCUAAAAAACAUAGCUUUGCAGUAUUUUAUUUUGUGUCUUUCAGUUGUAAGUUCAAAUUCUACUCAACCUUUCUUUGUCUUUCAUCCUUCUGGGAGCGGGGGGGGGGGUCACUAAAAUCAGUAGCAUCCCAUUGAAUAAAUCCCACAUAUCCCACAAAAUAUGUGGCAUUGUGUAUGUCAGAAAUAAUAACAAUAAUAAUGAUAAUAAUAAUAAUAAUGACCACAGUUGACUUUGCUUCACAUCCUUUUGGGGUUAAUGAAAUAAGCACCAGUUGAACACUAGGGGGCCAGGUUAACUGACUGUCCCCCUCCCACCAAAUUUCAGACCUUUUGCCUACAACAGAAAGGAUUAUCUUCAUUAUCAUUGUUAUUUACUAUCCUCUUCUUUCAAUUUUGUUUCCAUUUCUUGCCGAGUGUCUUCCCAGCACCAAGGGCAAAGAAACUCACUGUAUACAUUGGUAGACCAUUAGAUAUGAACACACUAGAUGGCUCAUUUACAAAGUCAUGUGAUAGAAAAGAUGGAGAAGAAAGAAAGAAAAAGGAAAUAAGAAACCAUUUUUUAUAAAAAGGGGGGAAAAGGUGGAAAAAAAAAGAAGAAAAUUCACAGCAACAAUGCUCUUUUCAAUAUAUGUGACGUACCAGUUAAAACAAUCUUUUGUUCUUUUUGCAUGGAUGGUAAACUAGGGAUCAUCCUCAAAUAAUCUUCAGUUCCUUUUUUUGAUCAUUCCAAGUGCUCCUACAAUCACUGGUAUUGUAACUGUCUUGAAAUGCCACAUUUUUUUUCAAUUUCAAUCAGCAAAUCUUUAUAUUUUCUGAGCUUUAUUAAAUUCUUUGGCCGAGAUAUUAUUAUUCAACUUUGCCUUUCAUCCUUUUGGGGUCAGUAAAAUAAGUACCAAUUGAACACUGGGGGCAAUGUCAUCGACUCAUCUCCUCCCCCAAAAUUGCUGCCCUUGUGGCAAAAUAUGAAACCAUUAUUGUUAUUAAGUUGGUGAGCAGACAGAAUUGUUAGCACACUUUAAUAAUAAUAAUAAUAAUAAUUACAGUGCGGACUGGAUGCUUUUUAAGUGGCACCUGCACUGGCAGGUCACCAAGUAACUUUGCAAGAUAAGUUGAGAGGAGAGAACAUUUUUCUUUUUCAUUUUACAUUUUUGAAACAAAUAAAGAAAUUAUUAUUAUUAUUAAUAA
Octopus bimaculoides (California two-spot octopus) is the source of this 3229-nucleotide messenger RNA. Its product is annotated as acidic mammalian chitinase. Gene Ontology annotation, biological process: chitin catabolic process; carbohydrate metabolic process. Lineage: Eukaryota; Metazoa; Mollusca; Cephalopoda; Octopoda; Octopodidae. Gene Ontology annotation, molecular function: chitin binding; chitinase activity. Gene Ontology annotation, cellular component: extracellular region. The record is from RefSeq and is a predicted model, not a curated record.